AUCAUGCAAAACCAGGCCCCUCACAGCUGGGAGAAUGCAAUUCUGUGUGGGACAGCUGCACCAGGGGCUGCAACCAGAGGCUUCUUUUAACUGGAACUUGUCUCCCAUAAAGCUGCAUCAUGGAGCUGGCUAGGUUGUAUGGGUAAGGGAGGAGCCCAGGCCUUACUCCUCCCAUUGAUGUCAUUAGGGGGGAGGGGGGGGGUGUGGACUGCAGGAUCAGGCCUGAAAAGAUCAGCUUCCAUCAGAUAGAUUGGGAGUCAAGGCUGCUUUGUACCUUGUCUGUGGGGGAUCUACAGGCCACAUUCUUCAAAGGACUGUGCCCAAUGCAGACCUCAGAAUGGCUCUGGAGGUGGGGCUACUAACCAGGCCACCUGGAGUCCCUGCUUCAUGCUCCAGACUGCCUGGAUUACCAAGGCCAUACCUGCAUGCUCAGGUAUCCUACCUUUCUGGCAUUUUAUUUGAGCUUACAGCUCUAUUCUAAGGUGCUCAUUCCCUAAGCACUACUUGUAAAGGGAUGAUGUCUCGUCUAGCCUUUAACUCUUUGUUUGCUUCCAUGAUCCAUGCUGGGCAGCUGUGUUAAGUCCAGCCUGACUAGCAGAUUGUGGGGGUGUUUAGGUUACAGGCAUGCAGUAGGGCCACUAAUUCUUGGAAAAUAACUUGGGAAAUAAUUGUUAGGAACUUAAAAGAUGCAACAGGGAUGUUUCUUCUGCUCUUAGCUAUGGGAAAAGGCCAGGCUGGUUCUUCAGUUGAUGUAAACUGUAACCAUCAUGACUUCAGUGGAGCUUUGCUGAAAAUCUGUCCCUGUAGGACCUGAAUUGUUCCUUCAGUUUAUGAACACUGACAGGUGGUGGCUCAUGAAGGCAAGACAAGACCCCACGUGCUACUGCUCAAGAUGUGACUGGUCUAUUAAUGCAACACCCUUGGGGCAGCCGCUUUUCUUCUCCAGUCCCCAGCCCUGAUCUGUUUUAAAGCUGUUGUUUAAUGAUUUUUGAGCCCCUUUAUCAGCAGUGAUAGAGCUUAGAACUUGACUUGUAAGUUAACUCUAAGAUGAAGCUAACUGCCUCCCUGCCCCCACCCCUAAACACUUCCUGUUUGGCACUUUGCCUCUUAUUCAUCAAAGCUCCUGGUUCCCUAUGUUGGCACUUUCCUGUACUCAUGCUUGAUGGAAAGAAGCCAGAUCAAUACCUCCAUGUUGGGCAGCUUUAAGGCAGGACUCUGCAGUGGGUUCAGCUGUGCACUUGCUUCCAACAGUGCAGGAAGGGGCCUGACAGGCCCCGCAGGGUGGAUCUGAGGAACACCUGUCCAUGCGUAGCUGGUGCCACCUUAGUUGUGGGGGUGCAUAGCCCCCCCCUCCCCCCCCCCCCCCCCCCCCCCGGACCAGUCCUGCCAAGCUGGAGGGGGAGUCCCCCUGCGGCCAAUCUCACUGCCUGAGCCCGUGACAGCCGAUUACUGCAACUGCUUCUGGGAGCAGCUGCAGCGAUCGACUGGUGCUUGCAAGGGGGCACUGCUCCCCCCAGCCCAUCACCUAAGCAGUGAGCGCGGCUGGGCAGGGGGUGCACUGGCGCUUUCGGGUGUACAUGCACCUCUAUGUACCCCCUGCGUGUUGUCACUGCCUGGGGCCUGGGCUGUCUGUCCCAAAAGCUACAUCUCCCAGGUGGGCCCUAAAUCUCACAUUGGGGCUGUAACUGCCCAGAGGGCAGUCAAAGUGGAGACCUCUGUACCACGAAUGCACGCAGGAAAAUGCACUGCCCUGUUGAGGGGCUCAGAGGAGCAGGCGGUGGGGUUCUUUGUGCUUGUUACACCUGUCCUUUGGGGAGCAGGGAUAUGGAAGUGGCAGCACUAUAUGUGACUGUGCCCUUGCCCCAAGCUCUGGUUUGUCUGGAAGACAACCCCACACUCCACCACAGAGUUAUUACAUAGGUAGAUUACAGCAGGUGCCUUGAGUGGGAGAUCCUCUCUCUGCUCACAGGGAAAUUCUCCAUAGCUUUGGAGCCAAAGCUACUUUGAACAGACCCUGAGAUCUUUGCCUUCCUCCACUUUCUUGGGGAGGCUGACAACCUGAGAGCCCUCCCCUGUGUAACAAGGAGCCUAGGCCAGUCACUUGGCCUCUGGCUAUUACAGUGCUCAUCAUCCAGAGGUCCUUGGGAAAAUCGGUGUCUUUAUCCAUUCUUGCACAUGGGGGAGCUGAGGCAACAAUGCAGGGGCUGUUGUUUUUCUGAAGGCACCUAAGGUCUUUGGGUGAUCCUGCUGCAGAGGGAGAAAACUCCUCACCCCAAGCGUGUUCCUGCAACCCAUGCUAGUUCCACCAAAUGGAGCUUGUGCCCAGCAGCUCCUGGCCAGGCCCUGGCUCCAAGACCAGCCGCCUGCGGGAAUAUGACACUGCACAAAAAUCUGGUGCCGGCUGGGGCAAGUCUCCCCGCUAUUUAUAGCUUCCGGCAGGAGGGGCUGGAGGGGGGUGCUCUUAGCACAACCAUAUUUCCGAGCCUGAGGAAGGUAGCCACGGGCACUUCUUCCCUAAGACUGUCCUGCCCGUCCCUCAGAGAUCAUGGCCCGAGAGACCUUUGUGUUCACCUCCUCCACAUUGCGCUCCCUGCGCCUCCAGAGAGAGCUGCUGGAGCUGGAGGACCGCCGGCGGGCCCUCGCCAGGCAGUGUGUGAGCAGGCGGCUCCCCACAACCACCCGGAGCUUCCAGGCACUGGCCAAGCCUGCUAGGAGACCCCAGUACUGCCGGGACCCCACUGUCCACAAUGCCCUGUACACGGGGGACCUGCAGCGGAUCAAGAGCAUCUUCAAGGAUGAGGCCACCGCCAACGUGAUCAUGGAGACCGUCAGCGAGGAGCUGUUGUGGUCGGCAGAGCUGGGCCUGUGGGUGCUGAGUCCGCAGAAGAAGCACACGUCCCCCUUGAGGAUCACAGCGGCCCGAGGCUACGGGGACUGUGUGAAGCACCUAAUCAUGCAGGGGGCGGACACUGACUCCUUGGUUGGGGGGAGAGCCGCCCUGCACGACAGUUGUACCCACCACCGCGCAGAAUGCACCAGGCUGCUCCUGAGCUAUGGGGCCAACGCCAACGUGCUGUCAGAGGAGGGGCUGGCCCCACUGCACUUCUGCACCACCCAGGAGACUUUCCAGUGUGCUGAGCUGCUGCUGGAGUAUGGGGCCCUGGUGAACCUGAGCACCAAGGACAGGCGGACAACCCCGCUGCAUGUGGCUGCCAAGCACGGCCUGGAUGAGCACGUGAGGCUAUACCUGUGCUACGGCGCUGACCUCUCCCGCCGCAACCGGGAGGGUGAGACGGCCCUUAAUGCCGCCUGCGCUGGUGCCGAUCGGCCUGAGGAGGCUGAAUGCUACUACCGUGCGGUCUGUAGGCUGCUGGAGGCUGGGGCCAAUGCCAGGACAGCAGGCAGAAAGAACCAUACCCCACUCCACAAUGCCUGUAGCAACUGCCACCUCCGCCUGGUGGAGCUGCUGCUGCAGCAUGGGGCAGAUGUCAAUGUAGCCAACUGCGCUGGCUACACGCCCAUGGACUGCGCGCUGCAGGCUGUCGAGGACUACCACCAGGGGCAGCCCGAGAGGGUCAUCGCUGCCCUGCUGGAUCACGGGGCAGCACCUGUCAACCCCAAGAUGCUGAAGUUCUGCUCCUUGUGCCCCCGGGCCCUGGAGGUGUUGCUGAACUCCUAUGACCGGAUCCUGUCCUGUGACUCGUGGGUGGAAGCAGUGCCACCUGAAAUGUGGCAGGAGCACAAGGCCUUCUAUGACUCCGCUUUGCAGAUGACAAACCAGCCCCGCCAGCUGCAGCACCUGGCACGCUGCACCAUGCGGAAGUACUUGGGAGCUCGGUGCCAUUCAGUCAUCCCCCGCCUGAACCUGCCUCUGGCCCUGAGGGAUUACCUGUGCCUCCCCCUGGAAGGUUACAUCCGGUGAAGGGGGAGGACACUUCACCUCCCCCGGCACAGAGGCUCUGAAAUGGCGUGGAAUUGCAGAGGGGGAAGUGGGGAGAGUAGUUGGCUUCAGUAGAGACUGGGAUUGCAAAGCACUCUGGGCCAGAUCCUACAGGUUGUUCAGAAUGAGUGGUAGCUCUAUGAGUGACUUGGUCACUCUGAGUGAGAGGGGCUUGAUCUGGCCCUUGCUGGCUGUAAUGGGGCUUGGUUUGUGCUGGCACAGAUUUCCAUGCUGCUGUGCCAAACAGAACAGAAGCAAAGUGCAGCCAAUGCACUCACAGGCAGCUCAUUCCUAGGGUUCCCUGGACACAGAGCACAGUCAGUAUUACUGCCACCAGACACCGCCCAGGCUGAGCAGGAUUCAGAGGUUGGGCCUGCCGCAGGGGGCAAGAACAUCUUGCAUUGCGAGAGCCGGGGUUUAUAAAUGCAUGUGCCCUCCUGCUUCAGAGCACAGAGAGCCUUGUCUGGGGUCAUGUUAUCUUGUAGCUGCUUCAUGGUUUCUGCAUUUUCCUCUGAAGUAGCUGGGGCUGGGCAUGGCUGCAGGAUCCUGAACUGGACAGCACCCUGAAAACUCCUGUGUCCUUGUCAGAGGUAUAAGCCUUUGGUUUUCCUAAACCCCAGCAAGUGGGGUGUGCAACUCAGGUCCUUGGGCUGCUUGUGCAAACAAGCUGUAAGUGAAAACGUGCAAAAUACAAGCACUGGUGAAGCCUGUACAUGUUUCCCAGCAGCUGUACCUAAAACCUGGCGCACAUAUGUAGUCCUUUUCAGGCUGUACUGCUUUCUGGCUUGGGGACUAGUAUGAUGUAAAGACCUACAUGGACAGAACCACAGGAAUUACUGGGACAGGGACAGGACUAGUCUUGUGUCCCUCAGAAACCAUGUCUCCUCCAAAGGAAGAGCAGGAAUCCCCAUCCCCACAGGUAAUUAUGGAAACCUGCCUAUGGCCAAUGACCUUUUUCUAACCCACUGUAGUUAGCAUGUGCCUCAGAGCAAGGGGCUGCAAGAUAAUCCCUCUUUCAUUCAUGGAGCUCAGCAUUUAGACAGAAGGGUUAGCACCAUUAGCCCCAUCCUAGACUUGGGGAAACUGAGGCACGGAGAAGAGAAGAGACUUGCCUGGGGGAGGGGUCACCUAGAAGAGCCCAGGU
This is a messenger RNA of Alligator mississippiensis (American alligator), 5084 nucleotides long. RefSeq names its product ankyrin repeat and SOCS box containing 16 (gene ASB16). The coding region runs from base 2546 to 3922 and encodes 458 amino acids. Gene Ontology annotation, biological process: intracellular signal transduction. The record is from RefSeq and is a predicted model, not a curated record. NCBI's taxonomy places the organism in Eukaryota, Metazoa, Chordata, Crocodylia, Alligatoridae. Gene Ontology annotation, molecular function: protein binding. The transcript has 5 exons.